ACGCCAACUAACCAUUUACAAACAACUGCCCAGAACAUUGGGUAAGAGAUGGAUACCCUUCCCCUACCCAUGGUGUUUGAAGAGGCUGCAUUGGGAAGAGGAUGCCUCAACACCCUGAAAAGAUGUUUGUGGUGCACACACUCAUCACACUUUUUUUGAGUGAUAAAUAAGUGUAUCAUCUUCAAGCUUGAUAAGUAACGUGCCCCCGUUUCCUGACCCGCUACAGUACAAUGCAUCCAUCCCCCAACCGCCCCUCUCUGAAUCAAGUCUGUGUAUUCUCAGAGGUAGUCUGUGUGAAGUCAUUGUCACCAUGGCCUGGAGUACCAACAGCACCAAACUGGACAACAUCACCUUGUCCCUGUUCCAGAACGCAACAGCCAGCACAGCUAUCUCCAUCAUCUACAUCGUGGUCACCGUCAUCAACCUGACAGGAAAUGGCCUCUCCAUGUGGCUUCUCCUCUUCCGUACCACUCCCAAAACUCCCUCCAUCAUCUUCAUGAUAAACCUGACCCUGACUGACCUGGCCUUGGGCCUCGUCCUGCCCUUCCAGAUCAAGUAUCAGAUGCAGGGGCAUAAUUGGAGCCUGGGCCCGGGCGUAUGCAGGCUCUUGACCCUGGUGUUCUUUGCCAACAUGUACUGCUCAAUUCUAACUAUGACCGCCAUCAGUGGAGACCGCUACCUGGGCAUCUGUUGGCCCAUGCUCUUCCGUGAGACCAGGGAAAGGAAGUCAUUCGCUGUUAUCGGCUGUUUGGCCAUGUGGACAGUCGUGCUAUCUGUCUUGCACCCAUUAAUGACAACCGACCUGACGUUCCACGUUCCAGAACUCGGGAUCACCACCUGCUUUGACGUUCUGAAGAGGGACAUGCUUCCAUCAAUGGAGGCCUGGGCUGCUUUCCUCCUUACCCUGUUUGUCAUCCUCUUCCUCAUCCCGUUCUGCAUCACUGUAUUCUGCUACGUCGGCAUCAUCCGCAAGCUGGCCCGAGUUUCCAAGACCAACCAGAAAGAGAAAGCUAUCCGUCUUGCCGUCACCGUCUUAACGGUCUUCACACUUUGCUUUGCUCCCAACAACAUCCUCCUCCUGGCUCACACCAUCCGGAGGCUCUUCUACGGGGACUCCCUCUACAUGGCCUACAAGCUGACUCUUUCCCUCAGUUGCCUCAACAGCUGCCUCGACCCCUUCAUCUACUACUUUGCCUCUAGGGAGUUCCGUCAAAAGCUGAGGCAGAUGCUAAGGCUGAGAACACUGAGCAGUCUGGACACAGGGAAGACAGACCCGCACCGAGAGAGCCUGUACUCUGCCCAGUAUGUGUCUGGGGGACAGUGCGGAGAAAACGGCAGAGUUUCUGUUAAACAACACUGUUAAAAAACUUUGCCUGUAAAGUGGAGAGAGAAGGCAUUUGACAACCAAGAUGACAUGUCGCAAUAUCUCAUGUUGGGUCAAAUGACAUUUCAAAAUCAUUUCACAGGAUGGAAUGUUUUUCUGUGCUGUAUAUAGAUCCAGUAACAAACCAGGGCAGAUGGUGCUUCUGCAUUUCCAAAGUUAGGGCUCUAUUCAAUCAGAUCUGCUUUAGCCGACAUCGGCAUAGCUGUUGUUUUGAUGCUGUCAGAGGUGGAACUGAGUUAGAGCUUUCAAAUCCACAAGUGGCUCCUGGCAGUAUACCUAAAGUGGACAUUGCAAGUGAUUUCGCAUUAACAGAAAUCACUUGCAGCCUUGUUUACAAGUUUGAACACUGGAUUGAGAGAUGUAAUCUACACCUGGUUUAAGAUGAUAGAAAUACUAAUAAUUUAGUUGAAUGAUUUUUCAAUUUGAAAGUAAUUAUUUAUAUAAAGCCUACACUCGCUCUGAACUUAUAACGCAAGUAGGGCGGGUGUGGCUUUCCUGACAAUGAUUGCAAGAGCCGCUGCUCACUGAUUUGACAGCUCCAAUGCAGUUCCACCUCCGACACUGCCAAAACCUUGGUUUAAUAUGAUUGAAUCUUGGCCUUAGUUUAAAAAAAAGUAGAAAAGGGUUAUUUAUUUUGUGAAGGAAUGUUGCAACUUGCAUAAAGAUAGGAAUAAGAUAGUGUGGCGAAGUGAGAGCUAGGCUCCUCUCACCACCAAUGUGCUCUCUGCCUCCUGCCAAUUCGUUAUUUCAUUGUGUGAUUUAAGUAUACCCUUUGUUUGUUCAAUGUUUAUUGAUUCCCCGCUAAUUAUAUCACCAGUAAUGCAUUUACUGUUAAUCACCAUAAUUUCUCAGUAAUCUAGACCGUUAUGGUUUGGUUACGUCGCUAAUCUUUGUUCUUUCCUGAAAUAUAUAUGCAUAUGAAUUUACCAUUCUGAUUCUCAGAGUGGACACAUUGUUUUCAGAUCUUGUCAGAAAUACGUUUUGGUUUAUUUCAUUCGAUUUAGGAGUUUACUGUCAUUUUCCCCAAUGUCGUUAGUUUGGAGCGCUCAAAGUUUCCAUUUGUCUGGUUUCUUUGUCCUUUCUAGUGUUGAGAGCACACACAUCUGAGCAUUUAUAGAAAGAGGCCUAGGGCUAUAUGGCCUCUGUGUUAUGAUUGAGGUCAAAACUGUGUGAGUUGAAAGAAAAUUAGGGAGUGUUCAAUUUAGAAACUGAUUAAAUGUUAUACUCAAGCCUUGAUGGAUAUAGAAAUGAUCUUUGCAAGUGCAUAUGUAUCUUUUUGAAGUCCUGUGAUUCAGAUUCGUUUUGGGUUCUUAGCACGGCCGAGAGUACUUACCACCAGUCUAAACAGAGUGCCUGCUGUAAUUUGCAAACCGAUUUGACAGUCAGACGCCCACCGGCGGGGUGGUCCCUAAAACACACCACGCAGUCAGCGAACUGCAGACCAUAAUUCGGUGGAUGUGUUUUCACCUUUAAGGGAAGGCUGUGUAGUCUUGCCCAACCUGUGUAUGUUGAGAUAUGACAGGUUAAGCCUGAUUCCUAGGUUAUUUAUUUUGGCUGUUGCCAGUGUAUAAUAUAUAUUGAAAAUUUAAACAACAAUAUCUAGAAAACAACUGGCUGUAACUAAACCACUCCUUAAAAAAACCUGAUCUUGAUCCUAUGAUCUGAAAAAUGAUAAGCCCAUCUCAAACCUCCCGGGUGGCGCAGCGGUCUAAGGCACUGCAUCUCAGUGCUUGAGGCAUCAAUACAGACACCCUGGUUCAAUUCCAGGCUGUAUGACAUCCGGCCGUGAUUGGGAGUCCCAUAGGGCGGUGCACAUUUGGCCCAGCAUCGUCCGGGUUUGGCCUGUGUAGGUCAUCAUUGUACAUAAGAAUUUGUUCUUAACUGACUUGCCUAGUUAAAUAAAAUUUAAUACAAAUAAUAACUACUUUUCCUUUCAAAGAUUCUAGAGAAAACUGUUGCUCACCUUCUUCCAACGGCGCCACCAUGAGGCCAAACACAACCAUACUCUACAGGUUAGCUAUGCUCACAUCCCUGAGCAUGUGUGCCAAAUUCCAUGACUCUGUCAAACAGAUAGAUAUUAUGUGCCGCUUAUAGCGCCACCAUGUGGAUGAUCUGAGUAUGUUUGCAUAUGAGUCUUGAUAGUGUUUUGAAAAUGUAUAUUAAGAUUUGUUACAGUACGAGUAAUCAUGUCUGAUUUACAGGGUUGGGUAGGUUACUUCCUAAAUGUAAUCCUGAUAAGAGAAUUAUCUAAUAAAUGUAAAUGAAACAAUAAACCAUGAUGAAUUAUUAGUCAUACAGCAGGUUUAAUGAAUAAUCAAUGUAAGGAUCAAUGUAGGGAUCGAUUAGUCUGAUUAGUUCCGGAAAGUCCAGGAACCACUGGAGAGGGAAAGAAAUGUGUGUAUGCAAUUAGUAUAGAGAGAUAGAGGGGCAGAUGGUCAAGGGAGUAAAAGCUUCAAAGAGUUCUUGAACCUUGAGGGAAAAGAACUGGCUGAGCUCUGGAUAGUGAUAAACAGUGUGAGAAGUUUAUGGGGGAUGCAGGUCACCAACGGAUUGUGUGUAAAUGCAUGUGCGUAAGUAAGCAAGAACUAUAUAAUGACUGUUUUGUUAUCCUGACCUCAGAACGUUCUCUGAAUAAAGCUACAGAAACCUUUUGCAGAAA
This is a messenger RNA of Salmo salar (Atlantic salmon), 4043 nucleotides long. RefSeq names its product P2Y purinoceptor 8. Lineage: Eukaryota; Metazoa; Chordata; Actinopteri; Salmoniformes; Salmonidae. Gene Ontology annotation, cellular component: plasma membrane. The record is from RefSeq and is a predicted model, not a curated record. Gene Ontology annotation, molecular function: thrombin-activated receptor activity. Gene Ontology annotation, biological process: positive regulation of Rho protein signal transduction; phospholipase C-activating G protein-coupled receptor signaling pathway; blood coagulation.